AACAACAACAGAAAUCAUAAAAAAUACAACAAAUAUCUACAUAUUUGCGAAAAAAUAGACACGUAAGAUAAACAUAGAAAAAACUACUUAAAUAUACGCAUAUUUUAAUAAUAAAACAUUAAGUUAAUUUCACAAAACUAUCAAAGAAAGACGUCAUAAACUUAAUAUAAACAUGAAAUAUCUAGUGAUACUACUGAUAAUUUGUUGCCUUUUGCCUCAGGGAUGGGCAAAGGAAAGUAAAGAAAACAAAACAUUUGUGGCUACAAAAGAAUGGCAAGAAAUACCGGAGGGUCAAGGUGUACCGGCCGGCUUGCAUAUUAGAAUAAAUUUGGAAACUGGCAAAAAAGAAGCGAAAAUUCUAGAAGAAAAUGAUGACUCAGCGGAUGACCGGAAGCAACAGCACCAGCAAAUGGAUAAAAAUGCUGCUCUUUCAGUGGUAGCAGAAAGUUCUGGCGAGGAGGAUGAUAAGAAGAGCACAAAAAAACAAAAAAAAGUGAAACAUUUAGAUGAAGCUUUACAAAGGAUAGGUAUUGAUUAUACACCCAAGGAAAAGGUGGAAAAUAUUAUACGUGAAUAUAGAUCUUAUGAGGAGUUAAAGAAAAGCUUUGAAGGCAUGCGUAAAUCCUUUAAAACAGAUGCUGAGGUUAUAACACAACUAAUAGAGGAAUUUCAAACUUCUACCACCUCUACAGCAACAGAUAGCAAGGAGGUCAAGGCACGUGUCAAGACUCAAAUGCAAAUAUUGGAAAGUUUUAAUUAUUUAAUGUCACAAUUUGAUAAUGCUUUGGUGUUUGUGGACAAAGGUGGUUUGGAUCAUGUUUUACUACCGAUAUUGGUGAAUAGCACCAACUCAGCGCUUAAGGUAGAGAGCAUGCGGGUUUUAGGUGCCAUGUCACAGAAUAAUCCUCGUGUGCAAAUUAAGGUUUAUGAGCGUAAUGUGGGUUCACAUCUAGCCCAAAUAAUAAUGACUUCUACAAAUACGGAAGAACUUUCAGCGGCCCUAUAUGCCUUUAGCGCUUUGCUGCGUAAAUUUCCUUUGGCUCAGCAAAGAAUACUCUCUACAUCGGGCACACAAGCCUUAAUGUCCGUACUUAAUCGAGACUGUGAGCUUAAAAUCAAAGUGAAAGCUGUGGUUAUAAUUGGCGAUCUACUCAAUGAGCGUCAAUUGGCACUUUCUGAAUUAACCGAUGAUCCUUUAGCAGCGGCCCAAUAUGCUGAGAUCAAAUUAUCAGUUUGGCUAAUCGAUCAAAACUUUUGUGAAGUUUUGUUAAAUUUACUGAGUGAAAGUGGUAUUAGGUUCCUUGAGGCACCCGAUUUGUUAGAAUAUGUUGUUAAUUCUCUAAAUGUCAAAGACCAUUUAUGUAAUGUCAUAUGGAGUCAAGAUUCUCGUAUAAUGCAGAUUUUUAUAGCUCUUAAGAAGAGAUUAAUACAUUCUAAAGAUGAGUACCACUUGGAAGUAGCUCAGUUGCUUGCUCAGCUUUUGGAUAAAUUAUAUGGGGAUGAAUACAAAAUUCAUGAUGAGCUGUAAGUUUUCUUCUCUCCUUACUCUCGUAUACUCAUAAGGUAGCUGUAGUUUUAUGAAUAUUUUUUUUUUUUACAAAAUUAAUUGUUAAAAUAUUAAAGUCUGUUCUUUUUUAAAUAUAUAGAUGAUAUUCUGUGGACUGUAGUA
Lucilia sericata (common green bottle fly) is the source of this 1669-nucleotide messenger RNA. Its product is annotated as nucleotide exchange factor Sil1-like. The transcript has 2 exons. NCBI's taxonomy places the organism in Eukaryota, Metazoa, Arthropoda, Insecta, Diptera, Calliphoridae. Bases 173 to 1528 code for a protein of 451 amino acids. The record is from RefSeq and is a predicted model, not a curated record.